Molecule: messenger RNA, 416 nt
Organism: Funneliformis mosseae
Lineage: Eukaryota; Fungi; Glomeromycota; Glomeromycetes; Glomerales; Glomeraceae
Source: the annotation of a GenBank genome assembly
CCUAUUGAAGGAGAAUUUAGUGGUUUUGUACGUGGUAGAACUCUUCCCAACUUUGGAAUAUGGAACGAUUUCUCUCCCUCCGCUAUUUGUAAAUCAAUGAAAGGUGAUGAGCAAUUUCGACCAAAUCCCUCAAUUUCUACAUCUACAAAUCUAAAUUCAAAAUGGAUAAUUCCAAUACCAUCAACAAAUCAGAACGAUAACUUCCAAAACGAAAUAGCUGAACUAAACAGGUUGACAAAGAAUAAUAUCAAAGAAGAGCUAGAAAGAAGAUCUCUAUUUUAUGAUGAAAAAGAAAAUCGGCAAGAGUUAAUUGCAAUUUUGAGAGAAAAUAUUGCAUGUGAGACAAAAAAUAAAAUAGCAGAGGCAAGAAAGGCAAUUGAUACAAUGGAAAAUAAGGAAAAUAAUAACAUUACAGA